Molecule: messenger RNA, 522 nt
Organism: Mesorhabditis spiculigera
Lineage: Eukaryota; Metazoa; Nematoda; Chromadorea; Rhabditida; Rhabditidae
Source: the annotation of a GenBank genome assembly
AUGUUUGGAGUCGAGCUCCUCCUCACCAUCAUCCACGUGGCCGCACUCGCGGCAUGCUGCAGGACGAAAGUCCCGAGGAAAAAGCCGGAGAACCGGUCGUCGCGCGUCCGGCGCGGUGUUUUCCGGCUCAACCUCAAGUCCACCAACCUCGAGAACGACUACAAGGGCAGCCGUACUACUGAUGAGCUGCCGUCGGACGAGAACGCCUCUAAAAAGGUCAAGCAGUUCAACUGCGGGUCAUACGCUGUGCUGAUCUCACCGACGCGGAUGGUGAGCUAUGGAUUCGAGAAGGCCGACCGCACCAGCGUGCGAAUCAUCGACUUGGAGGGAGAAACCAUCGGAGAUUACAGCAUUAGCCAUGAGGAGAACGAGCCGAUUGAGUGUCCCCGCGGCGAACCUUCUGCUUCCGGACCACAGGUACGUUUCAAUAUCGCGUUGAUACUGAAGUCGAUCAUCGUGCAAGGCUCUGUAUACGUCUUCCCAGCGCUUGUUGCCGGGCCUCUUUCCGUAUAUUCGCGGUCC